AAAGGAUAUACAUUUUGGGCGAAAUGUGCAACAGGUAGGCGUUCAUCUCUUCCAUAGAAUUGUCAGGAUAUUAGCGAGCGUUGUCUGCUACGCUAGAAUCACUAUAAAUAUCAUGCAUAUUUCUCCUUUGAUUUCAUUCGGUUUUGCAACAUUGACAACAACACAACUCGUGACAUUGGUAAAGAACUCAAAAUAGUGUCAACAACUUAAAACUUACACCGGCAACGCGUUUGGAAAAUUUUCGCCGCAACACAGGCAAAUUUAGUGCACCAACACAAAGGCAAAUUUGUAAAAACAAAAUUUUCACGAAAAUUUAAAAAAUGUUCCGGUCACCAUUUAUUGAGAUAGAACUCUCCUACGGUGGUAGUUUGAAGCCAUCUCCCGAAGGCGAAAACGAAACGUCUACACGUAUUCGCACAGCACGAGUGAUCUGUCUACAUCGGUUUGUAGUCAACUCUCCAGAAGUGGACAUAUUUUAUAAUUUUACUUCAUGGCAAUUGAUCGAUGGCAAGUGUACAUCUUUUUAUUUCUUUUGUCCAUGCGAUUGUGGACUUUUAGUUGAAGAUGUUAUGACACUGCACCGCCCGAUAUCGGUUCAAAUCAAAACUACGAAUCUUCUACCAGCUGGAGAUAUACCAAGGGAUUUGGUUGAGCUUGAAUUAGAAUUGAAUCAACGUAUUCGGAAGGCUCAAGCCUAUGUAAGUGGACUAAGUAUGGAAGAGGCACGACAACUGGACGCCUCGUCGCAUUUAUUACGUGCAGUGAAUAUACCAGCAAUAGGCCAAAUGGCUGCAGAGCAUAACCAGCAGCUGCCUCGUACAAUCUUCCUGAACUAUUCAUGUGACUUGCCAUAUCAUGUAAUACCUAUAAUAGAUGCUUUAGAAAUACCGCCAAUAACAGACGUCGCAAGACUACAAUUAUCACUACAAGACGAUGAAAUUUCUUCAAGUUCAGACGUGGUAGAAACACAUUUACGUGGACAUCGUGCUCAAAGAUUAAUUCAUAAAAGAAUUAUUGUGCAAUCGGAGAUAAUAACUACGACUACUACAAUUGAAGAAUGUGACGUGGGCGAAGUUGACGAUGCAGAAGAUGGAGCAGAUGGGGAAGAUAGCGGAGAUGAAGAACAUGAAGAAGAUGAAGAAGACGGGGAUGAUGGGGAUGAUGCUGACGACGGACCCCAAGAACAAUAAUUCGAUAACGAAGCGGAAGCGGAAGCAGAUUAUAUACAAAGGAAAUUCAUGAGAAGAUGAGCGACUCCUUUCUACAUAACCAAAAAA
Messenger RNA from Ceratitis capitata (Mediterranean fruit fly), 1277 nucleotides. RefSeq lists its product as uncharacterized. The record is from RefSeq and is a predicted model, not a curated record. The coding region runs from base 321 to 1190 and encodes 289 amino acids. NCBI's taxonomy places the organism in Eukaryota, Metazoa, Arthropoda, Insecta, Diptera, Tephritidae. The transcript is spliced from 2 exons.